AUCCAGCGCCCACUAUACCCCCAUCGUACUAAAUGCAUGUGUAGGGUAAACCGUGAAUUACACUUAAAUGUAAAUGAGGCUUCGCCUCGUAUCUGUGCAGGCAUAUACCCGAAUGUCUGUGAAACGGCUUCAUUUUACGCUUUAGGGUAAUCAGCAAUAGGGGUGAUAAAACGCACGAUGUGAUUUUAUUCUAAGUUUGAUUAAAGCCACGUCCCCCUCCCCCCAUGUGUCCUGGCUACACUGCAGCAGCCGAUGGAGGGGAGAAGUGUGAUGAGUGACUGGAGAGCAGUUGCAGAAAGCGAUGAUGUCAUAGCCUAAAUGUGUGCCAUGGGAGAGCCUCCGGUGAGUACCUGCUGCCGGGAGGAAGCGCCGCUUUGUUAUGAGCUGGAGGAAGAGGAGGUCGCCCAGCCCAGGCUCCGAUCGCCGGUUCCCGGGGACAGAGAGAGAAAGGAGGAGGAGAGAAAGGGGGGAGGAGGAGGAAGAGGAGGAGGAGGAAGAAGACGGUGCGGCUUAGAUAACGGGAGGGCUGCUGUAAUGGCCGCGAAGUCGGACGGGGUGCUGAAGAUGAGAAGGGGCGAUGUGGCGUUCACGCCCCUCCAGGACUGCGAUCAGUCGCAGGGGAUGGUCCCGGGCUCGCAGCCGGGCUCCGGAGCACCAGAGGGCGACUUGGUGAGCGGGGAGCCGCGCUGCUGCGGAUCGUCCUCGGCGUGCCUGCGCUUGGGGAGGCAGCAGCGGGACUACUCGGUGUGGGACUGCCUAUGGAUCCUGGCCGCCGCCGCUGUGUAUCUGGCCGACGUGGGCACCGACGUGUGGCUGUCGGUGGACUAUUACUUCCGCCGUGAUUACUGGUGGUUCGGGCUCACGCUCUUCUUCGCGGUGCUCGGUUCCUUCUCGGUCCAACUCUUCAGUUUCCGAUGGUUCGUGCACGACUUCGGCUCGGACGGCAGCGCCGGUGCCGCCGCCGAUCGCCCUCACACGGACGGUAAGGUGCUGAGCGCCUCCGCCUCGCACGGAGACAUGGGCUCCCACCCAUCCGCACCUCAGGCGUCCAGCACCACCGCGAGCAUCAGCGACCAUGCGGCCAACAAGAAGAGGUCCUGCUCCUUCUGCAUCUGGCUUCUGCAGUCCAUCAUCCACAUCCUGCAGCUGGGUCAGAUCUGGAGGUACUUCCGCACCAUCUACCUGGGAGUGAGGAGUCGCCGGAGCAGGGUGAACGACCGCUGGCGCUUCUACUGGCGAAUGGUGUAUGAAUAUGCCGACAUCAGCAUGCUGCACCUGCUGGCCACCUUCCUGGAGAGCGCCCCCCAACUGGUCCUCCAGCUCUGCAUCAUCAUCCAGACGCACAAGCUGCAGGCCCUGCAGGGUCUGACAGCGGCCGCCUCCCUCGUCUCCCUGGCCUGGGCGCUGGCCUCCUACCAGAAGGCGCUGAGAGAGUCUCGCGAUGACAAGAAGCCGGUCAGCUACCUGGCGGUGGUGAUCACCUUCUGCUGGCACUUCUUCACGGUGGCGGCCCGCGUGGUCACCUUCGCCCUCUUCGCCUCCGUGUUCCAGCUCUACUUCGGCGUCUUCAUCGUGCUGCACUGGUGCGUCAUGACCUUCUGGAUCGUCCACUGCGAGACCGAGUUCUGCGUGACGAAAUGGGAGGAGAUCGUCUUCGACAUGGUUGUUGGCGUCGUCUACAUCUUCAGCUGGUUCAACGUCAAGGAGGGCCGCACGCGCUACCGGCUCUUCGUCUACUACCUGGUGGUGCUGCUGGAGAACGCCGCGCUGAGCACUCUCUGGUACCUCUACCGACUGCCCUCCACCACUGACGCCUUUGCCAUUCCUGCCCUUUGUGUCAUCUUCAGCAGCUUCCUCACCGGCGUGCUCUUCAUGCUCAUGUACUACGCCUUCUUCCACCCUAAUGGCCCACGAUUCGGCCGUUCGCCAAGCUCCGCCCUCGAGGACCCGGUCGGGGGCGGGGCUGCCACUUCGCCACCGCCACCUGAGGGGGCCACUAACUCCCUGAGGGCAGGGCAGAUGCGGGGGGGGUCCUCAAUGGACAUCAAGUACACCGAGAGGGACGGCUGUACGCCGGUGUUCCAGGUGAGACCGCUGGCCACGCCCACGCCGUCCUCCCGCCCCCCAAGGAUAGAGGAGAGCGUGAUAAAGAUAGACCUCUUCCGGAACCGCUACCCGGCCUGGGAGAGGCACGUGCUGGACAGGAGUAUACGCAAGGCCAUACUGGGUUUCGAAUGCUCCCCGGCGCCCCCUAGGCUGCAGUACAAGGAUGAUGCCCUGGUGCAAGAGCGGCUGGAAUAUGAGACCACGCUGUAGUCGCCAGAAGGCUUUGGGAAAACAAAUCAAAAGCAGAUGAUCAACCUGGGUUAACAGCCGGACUGUGGCAAUAACUAGCUGUCCCUGAAGGGAGCUUCUCACCUGCACCGCUUGAGGUGUUGAUUGUCAGACCACAAUUCAUUUCUGAGUUAGCAGUGUUGAUGGAGCAAUAUCUUGGUCCUGGGAGACAGAUACCAGGUCCCUUAACGGGCGGCCCCAUAAAUGCCUGCGCUCUAAAUUAACAUAAGCUAAUAUUUGGCAUAUUAAACAAUUAAAAGACAUUGGAAUUCAACAUAAAAGCUAUUUUCCCAAAAGAAAAUCCUCCCAGAAGUGAGUAAAAACUAUUAAAUAUACAGGUACGAUUAAAAAUCAGAUAUUAGGAUCGUAUUUAUACAAACAGGGGACCAAAUGUAGACUUUCGUUAGGCAUUUUAAUGAACUUCUGAUGGAAAGUGGUCCACGGCGACCAUGCUUUCCAGAGCCAACUUGGAUGCCGCAGGAGCAGCACCCAACCGUGCCAAAAAGUCAAGCUUUCAUUGUACAGGCUCUCGGUAAUCGCUUAGUGUGUCACACAGGGUAAAACCCCAGCUUAAAGCCCCCAGUCAUGGUGGCGGAGAGGGCAAAGUGACGGUCAGCUUCAUAGGUGGGUUGGAGAUAGAGUGUCGCUAGUCCCCAAGGUGUCCCCAAACUCCCACAGCUCCCACGAUCGGUGACUUGGUGGUUGACUCAUAGUCAGGGGCGAAACAAAAAUAUGAUGAUAUAACUUAUGCAUCUAAAGCACUUAACCUGUACUUUGCUGCUCUUCUUUACGCAAGACCAAGUAAGGGCUUAGAACCAGCAAUGUCAGUGAAGCAGCUGAAUCACGCGGCGAGCGUGGCGGGGUGGACGGGAAGACGGGGGGGGUGCCGGGCGGGAUGCAGUCACCGGGUUAGGGUAGCGCACUUUUAAAUCCCAGGGAGUGUCCAUCUGGCGCCACCCCCCUUCCCGACCUGACAGGAGGCAGGCAGAACAGCGAUCGCUGACACCCCUGCAUCCUUAUGCCUGUACUUUUCAGGGCAGAUGGUAAUUUACUCCAAGAAAAACACCCGUAGAUUGUUUGGCCAAAAGUUCUUCUUCUGAAAGAAUAUGGAUUGUAAAGCAAAGUAGGGCUAUGCUUUUAAUGAGAGAUCGUUUAUUUGAGAACGACAGGUCAUUUCCUUUAGUUUCUCUCCUUGUCUAAAUUGCAUGCAACAAAGACCCAGACUAGAAUUGUUUCCAAUCAUUUCCUGUCUUGAAAUGGAUCAGGGUCCGGACUCCAUUAGUAACGGGGUGUCAUUUUCUUUCAAUCAUUGUUAUUGUCCUUUAUAAAUCUGGGUCAAGGCAGCAUCACUCAUUCCAGUGACUGACUGAACUCUGGUCUCUGUUCCGAUUCUCAUGUUAGAAAUCAACAACUGAAUUUGUGCUCUUCCAUAGGCGUCCUGUGUGAUAUCUACCAUCAGCAGGGGCUCAUUCAGAAACCAAGUCCAUUAUGAAAAGGCAAUAUAUUAAGAAAUAUAAAAUCCUGAAGUGGGAAACUACCUGCACAAAUUUAUUUGAGCACAAAUUUAAAGCAUUUAUUUGGAAAUAGAUUUAUUAUUUAUUAAUAACAAUUAAUAAUUAUUGCUACUUUCUGAUUUUACACAUAUGUAUACAUUAUACUGUG
This is a messenger RNA of Paramormyrops kingsleyae, 3996 nucleotides long. Its product is annotated as XK-related protein 4-like. Gene Ontology annotation, cellular component: plasma membrane. Gene Ontology annotation, biological process: apoptotic process involved in development; phosphatidylserine exposure on apoptotic cell surface; engulfment of apoptotic cell. NCBI's taxonomy places the organism in Eukaryota, Metazoa, Chordata, Actinopteri, Osteoglossiformes, Mormyridae. The record is from RefSeq and is a predicted model, not a curated record.